Messenger RNA from Callithrix jacchus (white-tufted-ear marmoset), 478 nucleotides. Its product is annotated as histone H3.1-like. The record is from RefSeq and is a predicted model, not a curated record. Gene Ontology annotation, molecular function: protein heterodimerization activity; structural constituent of chromatin; DNA binding. NCBI's taxonomy places the organism in Eukaryota, Metazoa, Chordata, Mammalia, Primates, Cebidae. Gene Ontology annotation, cellular component: nucleosome.
UUUCAGUUAGUUCACAAUGGCACGUACUAAGCAGACUGCACGUAAGUCCACUGGGGGGAAAGCGCCGCGGAAGCAGCUGGCUACUAAGGCAGCUCGGAAAAGCGCUCCAGCCGGCGGCAUGAAGAAGCCGCACCGCUACCGGCCCGGCACCGUGGCCCUGCGCGAGAUUCGCCGCUACCAGAAGUCAACCGAGCUGCUGAUCCGAAAGUUGCCUUUCCAACGACUGGUGCGAGAAAUUGCUCAGGACUUCAAGACUGACCUGCGCUUUCAAAGCUCCGCGGUGGUGGCCCUGCAGGAGGCGUGCGAGGCCUACUUGGUGGGGCUCUUUGAGGACACCAACCUGUGCGCCAUCCACGCUAAGCGGGUGACUAUCAUGCCCAAGGACAUUCAGCUCGCUCGCUGCAUUCGUGGGGAGAGAGCGUAAAGCUUUCUGGGCAGUAAUUAAAUCCAACUCACAAAGGCUCUUUUUAGAGCCGCC